Molecule: messenger RNA, 11923 nt
Organism: Corythoichthys intestinalis (scribbled pipefish)
Lineage: Eukaryota; Metazoa; Chordata; Actinopteri; Syngnathiformes; Syngnathidae
Gene: zfyve26
Product: zinc finger, FYVE domain containing 26
Exons: 42
Coding region: 211-7713 (2500 amino acids)
Biological process (GO): mitotic cytokinesis; regulation of cytokinesis; double-strand break repair via homologous recombination
Cellular component (GO): centrosome; midbody; lysosomal membrane
Molecular function (GO): phosphatidylinositol-3-phosphate binding; metal ion binding
Source: RefSeq, a predicted model, not a curated record
GUCGCAAAUUAAUCAGGUGAUCAUCUCACGUGACCGCACAUUGACAGUCAAAGAAGUAGCUGAACGAGAGCUAAGCAAAGUGCAGGCAACUCCUCUAGUUCCUCGCUUAAAACUUCACAAAGACAUGGGUCAACAAGGCUCCAGUUUUCGACUUAUACAAAGGGAAAGUUGACCUCUCGCAGACCUCUCCCCUGCCCGGCCCAAACCAAAAUGGAGCCGCCGGUCGGGCACCCCUUUGGCUGCGAGGCCGAGACGUCGCUACGGGCCCUCUUCGACUACUUCAAGCGUUGCCUGAGGUGCGGCGAGUGGGAGCUGGCUAGCGCUUGCGUUCCGCAGCUGGUCACGUCCGCGGGGGGCAUCUCUGAGAAAGUGCGGGAGAUUAUCAAAGCGGUCGUGUGCCAUCCUUACAGUUUAAAAUGGGAGUCUGUAGGCAGUCCACACAAGCUGGCCUGGUUUUGGCUCCAGAUUUUGGAACGGGAGACUGAGGAGCGGAUCUCUCCCAGUGUCAGAAGUGAGUUAGAGUUCCUUCUCCUGCUGGAGCAUCUGUGUUCUGAGGGUAUCGAAGAGGCUCUUCUCAAGCAGGUACAUGAGGCUUUUAUGGGCACACAAAGCACAAAAGUUUCAACUUCAACCUAUGCCGCCGUGGAGCGUUGUCUGCUUACAUUGCUGGAGAAGAAGAGGCCCCGAUUUGCACAAUCACUUGCACAUUUUUUGCAGUCAAGUAUAGACGAUGCACCCUUGCAGCAUGUCUUCAUCCGCCACCUACUGACCAAACUAGGAAAGCCCGGGAUAAGUCCAGAGCUGCGAGACGAGUGGGAAGAGGAGAUCUACUCCGUGUUGGCUGUAAUGCCACAGCAUCCCGGCGGAGUUAACGACCAAUUGGAGGCGUUGUGUGAGACGCUGUGGGCGUCCAGAGAUGGGCCCCUGAAUGAGGAGAGGGUCCUGAGCUCGCUGCUUCGGCCACGGUCCGAUGCGCUGGUCUCGGCCUACUGCUCGGUCGCUUUGAGGCUGCGGCGAGAUUUCCUGCUGAGAGGCGCACCUGAGACACAAGCUCACCUGCCUGAGGCGGAGAACCUGGCACUCAGCCUUUGCUGUCAUCACAACCGGUUGUCCGCAUGGAAGAUGAUCUACUUUGAGUGCCUCAGCAGUGGGAAGCACUUCCUGGAGCAGGUCUUGGUUACGGCGCUAGACCUGAUAAAACAUGAGGAGUUUUCUCAGCUAAGGGACAUGUUGCACUCAGAGUUCCGGCCUCUCUGUCGUCUGCUGCUGCUCCUGGGGUGGUCUCAGUGCAGUAGUCUGAGCUCGGCUCACGUGCUGCUCGACGUCCUGCAUCACCAGCAGCCGUCAGUCAAUGACUCAGUCCUGCAGGACUUUGCCAACCUUUUGUCCUCACAGCUUGGGAUACUGGAGUGGUGUAAAAACAACAAUCCUAGUGUUCCCAAAGAGGCGUUGCUGGGUCAGCUACACAGUCUGGAAAAUCACUCAGCCCUCUACAUUUUGCACACUUUGACACCGCUGGCCCACUUUGAAGAGCGACGCAUUCUUGAUCUGCUCCAACUAAUGCCAAAUCCAGGAAGUGACACUGAGGCCAUCUUGAGUCCUGGGGCGCAAAGGAGCGUCAUUCUGUUCCGCGGGUUCUGUGCCAUGAAGUAUGCCAUUUACGCACUAUGCGUCAACGCCCACAAGAGCGUGGGAUGCGGCCAGUGUCAAGCCAAGAGACAAAAAGACGCUUGGGAGGGGACGGAGCCAAGCCUUGCCACAACUUCAUCAGAAGAUUACCAGUCGCUGUUUCAGCACUACCUGUCCGAAUGCCAACUGUACUUGGAGUCCGUGCCUGUCUUGUUCCGCCUGGAGCUGCUGGAAAACAUCUUCUCGCUGCUUUUCCUCUCCAGCACUGACUUUGCUCCACAAAGCCCCAAGGAUGAGACCGCAAGAAGCCCGGCCUCGAAGGCGAUCGAGACUCAGACUGAUGAGGAACCCGUGAGUGCACGUCCCUCUGACCCGGAUCUGUCACACCUCGUCCAGGGCUGCGAGGGAUUCCUGGCGGAUGUGAUGGCCUUGGAGGGUUUUUUAAAGUUGCUCAAAGAGGGCUUGGAGGGCAUGUGCGUGUUGGGCCAGCAGGAGGGACAGGAGACGGGUCGAGCGCUCUACGGGGAGGCAGAGGUGGCUGAGAGCCUAGGUUGCUCCGUGGCAAGCGGGACCUUCGGUGCUCGCCUGCAGAGGUUGUCCAAGCGCACCGCUGAGGCGCAGUGGAGGCUGCAGAUCAUCACCAGUAAUCACAGCAGCGGAAGCGCAGGUUCAGAGGGGUGGAGGAAAAACAAAAAAAGUGGGAGACUGGCCUCAAUUGCGAAGCAAGAUGGAAUCAGCACCAGUUCAGACUGGCUGAUCCCCGCCAUGUUGUCACCUCCGGAGUCUCUCCUCGUAUCCUGCAUCCGGUGCGGUAACUUCAUGGAGGCCCAUCAGGUGUCACUGGUGUUCGACCUUGAGGCAUCGGCAUCCUGCGGCGAGCUGGCCUUUAUGGAGCGUUAUAAGGAAAUCCUGGCUGAACUUGGCCAGGUGGAGCAGAAGAUGGAGAGCCAGUCAAUGUCAUCGUCUUCGUCGUCCUCAGAGGGCCUGUGCACGGGUUCGGUUGGCGGGGCAGCUCGCAGCCGACUGGGCAGCAGCGGACUAUCCACCCUCCAGGCUAUUGGAAACGCCGCAGCAGCAGGUGUGGCCUUCUACUCCAUCUCCGACAUAGCAGAUCGCCUACUCAGCACGCCGGCCUAUCCGCUCCCUUCCCUCCAGGAAGACUACUGGACUAACCAGUGCUCGCUGGAGCCAUCCCGGCCGGUGAGCACACUGCUGGAGGAGCUCAGUCCCCCCGCCAUGGCAGCCUUCGACCUAGCAUGCUGCCACUGCCAGCUUUGGAAAACGUCUCGGCAGCUGCUGGACACGGCUGAGCGUCGCCUUAGCAGCAGUCUGGAGGCUCGGGGUGUGCGAGUGGACCCCAAAGUUCCUCGUCCUGAGAACAUCUUUGGAUUUCCUCUGCUUUUACAGCAGAUCAGCAAGAUUCUCAAUCAUCCCACGACAAGCAAGAGCUCAGUCAAGAUGACUGAGAGUGCGGCGGGUGAAGAACAGGUGCUGGCCAGCCCUUUUGGCUGUUGCAUCCAGGAGGUGUUGCUGUGCUGCCACCCAACGCUGAGUGAGGAGUGCAUCGCUGCCAGACUUGCUCUGAUGCAACGCUUAGAUAGCACUCUGUCCAACCUAAGCUCUGCCACCAAUGUAGCAGAGGGCGUUGCAGCAUCCUCAAGCUCCCUCGUGGCACUGUUGUCGGAACAGGCCAGCCUGAAGGCGUCCGAAGUGGACGCUCACCCGGCGCGUUCCGGCAUCAAGCAGCUGUUGAGCUCACUGGACCAACUGUGCCCCUUUGAGCCUGACGGAGACUUGGCCAGGCCUGACUUUGUUCGCACGUUUCUGCACUAUGUCGACACACUGGCAGACCUGUUGGUGCGCAGCCUCGGAUCAGAAGACCAGGCAAGUGAGGUGAAGCUGGGGAAUCCGUUACCGGUGUUGCUUCAAGCUCCGUCGCAGCUUCUUUCCAACCUGCUGUUUGAGCGUCAGGUUUCUCCUGACAGGCUACUCUCGCUUCUGAGGGAGGCAGGCCUUGGCCUCAGCGUCCAGCAGGUGAUCAUCCAGAGAUGCUGCAAGGUCCUGCCUGUGGGGACCACCUUUCCAGACCAGGACAAGGAUUGCGUUCCGGCUAGGAAAGACGACAUUUUGUUAAGCUUGCCCACUUUGAUGUCGUUACUCCAACGCCACGCCAUUGAGCACGCCUCCACGCUCGCCAUGGCCGAGCUUUCGCCCGACGCUAGCUUUGAGUCAGUCUCUUCGGAGGACAACUCCACCGCCAGUUACGCUUCCACUGCCUCGCCAUCCACUUUGUCCCCGUCUUUUCUGCUUACGCCGUCCGCCCUAACAUUCCUCAAAUCUCGCUCGCCACUCAUGGCGGCUCUGGUGUGUCUGAGCGCUUCAAAAGGCGAGAGCACUCGUACUCAGCCCUCAGGCUGGUCGGGGUACUUCCGCAGCGGACGCAAAGAGCCGCUGCUGGAUGGCGAGCAGAUUUCCCGUGAGGCCGAUGCCCUCCUCCUGGCUUUCCCCGUGCUGCGAGCAUACCUGGGCAGCAUGAUCGAACCCGUGCUGGGCCCAGCCUUGUCUGACGACGAAGGGCUCGGCACAAGAGUGUGUGGAAAACCUCUGUUCGGGCUCCUGUUUGCCGGACCUUGGGAUGACUCCGCGCGGAAUGUCGCAGUCGACGCCUUUCGACAGACGCUGGCUUCCAAGGAUGUGGACAGAGCGCUGCGGCUGUUGGAACUGUACGGACCGAGCUGCGGCCAGCAGGGGGAGCUUAGGGACCGCCUGCUAGCCUGGGCUGCCUUAGAAGGUGACGAGGAAGGCAUCGGCCACCUGUUUCGGGUGCAGGACACCAACCUGCGUGCUCGCGUGGCUCUACAGGCCAUGGAUCGCUGGCCGCUCCCUGCCUGCAUGGACCUUCUGGACUUUUGCCUGGACGAGGACACUGAAGCCUCACUCAGAGUCGACCUGCUACAAAAGAAGACGGAGCUGGACAUCUACAGCCAGAUGUUAGCCUUACAGCCGCCGUUGCCGUGGGUUACGUGGCAGGAGCUGAGGGUCGAGUCACAGGCUAGCCCAGAGUCCAUGCUAGCCCAGAUGUUGGGGGCUAAGGCGUUUUCACUUUGUGCCCAGUGGGCCAAGCUUUAUUCUGUGAGCGAGCAGUCGAGAUUGCAGCUGCAGACAGAGCAUCUGCUGCAUCUGCUGGACAAAGAACAGACAGACGAAGCCUUCCAGCUUCUUGAGGGUCUAGCUUGCGGCCUGGAAGUGUGCGAGCGCGCCUUGGACUGCCGGCCCGGUUUAGCCGCCUGCCACUUCCUUGCCGACUACGUGACACUGCACUUCCAGAGGCAGGUGUCGCCGGCACGCCGACGCCACAUCCACACUCUCAACCUGGGCUCCAAGCUGUUGUUGGCUCUACCGCCGGCCGCCCGCCAGGACUACUUUCCCCUGCUGUCGGAGCCGCUGCUCAUGCUGGAGCAGAUGCUCAUGAACCUGAAGGUCGACUGGGCCGAGGCGACCGUACGCACGCUGAGGAGCUCGCCCGUAGGCCAAGAGGCGGGCUUCGGGCCAGACGCUGUCGACAAGCUCUUGGACGAGUACGCCCACAAGGCCUUGGACUUCACGUGCGCCCCCAGGGAGAGGACGAGAUCUGACUCCAUCAUCAGUCUACAGGAGGCUUUGAUGCAGUGUCCCGCACAGGACAGCGGCUCCCUCUUGUCCAGCCGUCUCGAUUCUCCAACCCCAUCCUCCGCAAGACUUUUUUUCUACCCGGUAGGCAGCACACCCACACAUACGUCCUCGACAAACAGCGGCGAAAGAGAGCGGGACCGAGGCUCGGCGGGAAGGAAGCGGGCCUCGCCCGCCAAAUUCCAGCCGCCGGAUCGGCCCCCGGAUCGCAAGGACUGGGUGCCCGAUACUCAGCAGCACGUGUGCAUGGUAUGCCGACGUGAGCGCUUCACUAUGUUCAACCGGCGGCAUCACUGUCGCCGUUGUGGCCGCUUGGUAUGUCAAACUUGCUCGGAACGCAAGAUGGCCGUUGAGGGCUCUCCUGGUAAUGAAGUUCGAGUGUGCGACCAGUGUUACGCCUUCUUUCACCCAGAUUCUGAUGAUGAGCUGGAACCAGGUGAAGUAGCGGGGAGUCCCGUCAUGACAGAGGACGCCCUUAAUGGCAUGUUGCACCUGCCUGAGAUGGCCCCCAGGCAGAUCAGGCUCUCCACAGAUCCCGCCGAAAACCAGCAGUUGCGUAACGACUUCUACUACGAGCAGGCACCCAGUGCCCAGCUAUGCGUCACCAUCUUGUCCCUGCACGGCGAUCAAACGGCGUGUGGCCAUCGGCUCAUAGAACACUGCCGUUCACUCUCCCGCAAGCUUACCAAUCCCGAGGUGGACGCCUGCCUGCUGACCGACAUCAUGCGGCGGCUGCUCUUUAGCGCCAAGCUUAUGUUCGUCAAGGUGGGACGCAACCAGGACCUGGCUUUGUGCGACAGCUAUAUCAGCAAGGUGGAUGUGCUAAAGAUCCUGGUUGCAGCUAAUUACAAACAUAUUCCCUCGCUGGACGACAUCAUCGAGACAUUAGCCGUCACGCGGCUCCGGAACCAGCUUUUAGAAACAGAGUAUUACCAGCUGGCAGUGGAGGUGUCCACCAAAAGCGGCCUGGACCCCGGUGCCGUGUGGCAAGCAUGGGCCAUGGCCUCGUUGAAGGCCGGCUACCUGACUGUGGCGCGGGAGAAGUUUGCGCGCUGCCUCAAGGCCCCCGUGGACCGCAAUCAGAUGAGCAUGGGUCCCACAUUGUUGCAGGAGAUUAUCAAGCACCUUGAGACAACAGUCAGACCUGCCACGUCUUUGAGUGAGGACAUUUUAGCCACGCUGCAGGAGCUGGAGGAAGUCCUCAGCGAGCGGUCAGAGUUCCCGAAGGGCGUCCUCCACCAGGAGUGCCUUUACUACCUGAACGCAUACGGCACUCACCUGGCGCUGGUCAGCUUCUACAUGCGCCAUGACGCCAUGACAGAGGCGCUGUCAUAUCUUCUUGACAAGGAUGCCCCAGAGGAGGUGUUCCUUGAGGGGGUACUGCAACCAGCCUUGGAGCGAGGUCGUCUGGGUAUGUUGCAGGACGUACUAGAGAAGUUGGACCCGGGCCUGGAAGCUUGCACCCGCUACCUGAUUGCCUCCUGCCAGUGGCUGCAGCGGCGUGGCUACUUCCACACGCUCUACCAGAUCCAGCAGUUCAUGACGGAUCACGUACGUGCGGCCAUGACCUGCAUCCGCUUCUUCACACAUGGAGCUACGUCAUACCAGCAGCUAGGUGACCAACAGCGCUGGUUAGUGAGAGCCAAAGAGCACCUGAGGACAUAUCUGCAGGAGCAGCAGUGUCGUGGUAGUGUCAGGAGGAAGUCGGCCCAAGGGGGCUCCUUCAGAAAAAUGAUGUCAUCAAGCGACGUCUCCAGGCACAUGAAUACCAUCGAGCUGCAGCUGGAGGUCACCCGCUUCUUGCACCGUCGCGAGUCGCCGCCCACUGCUGGGUCUGGACCCCCGCCCACAUUGUUUGGCGGGAGCCCAGUGAAGGCGGAAGUGGCCUGCAAGGUGAUGCUCGGGGGUAAAAACAUCGAAGAAGGUUUCGGCAUCGCUUACCGAGUCAUACAGGACUUCCAGCUGGAGGCACAGACGGUGUACGUGAGAGCCGGACAGCGCCUGGUCCGCCACAGGAAGUUUGGAGCCGUGCGUCAGCUGCUCAAGUGUGUCAGAGAGUCGGGCACGGCCACCAAGAGCGACAGCGACGAGCUGGUCCUCAGCUGUGUGGAGGCAGCGGAUAAAGGAGCGGCUGACGCCAAAGAGGUAGAAAGUCUCAUUCUGGAGACCAAGAGCACGGAAAUCAAGAUCAAAGCUUACCUGCUGUGCAACAAGCUGCGUCCAGCCUACCUUCUCGCCGUCAAAAUGGAGGCAAGCAGGGCCGGCCCGCUGGUGCAGAGGGUCUUGCGGGAGGCUGAGGGGGCUAAGGACUCAGUGAUGCAGAACAUCUGCUGCCAGUGGCUACAGGAGCACCACCACCAAGGUGACGGCAAGCAACGGGCGGGAUCAGGAGGACCUAGGAACCAGGCCAGGUAACGGAUAUUGGAUUCCUGAUUGAAGAGUACCAACUGUAUUAACUCUCUGGCUGCCAUUGACUGUGAUGAACGAACCAGAGUCUGAGACUGCAUUUAAAUUGGCCACUAUGUAACUUAACUAUUACUACCUAAACUAAGGAAACACCUCAACAGAAGAAGAACAUCAGAACUUCCUAUUCUAACAGCUUUAAUUUUUUUCAAAAUUUACUUGCUGCCAUUUUUUGCCAGUUGACGUCAAAUCCAUUCGCUGCCAGCCACUCCCGCCUGAAUGGAUUUAACAUCUAUUGCUGUCAAUAGCAGUGAAUGAGUUAAUAAUCCUUUGAAACCCAAUUACAGUACUGUGACCACUGUUACAUAACACUGCUUACUGCAGUGCACUUGCGUCACUCUUUUGACAGAGUCAAUCACUACCUCACCUAAAAAGGGAAUUAUAUCUUGCCUUAAAGACCUCUUGAAAAAUAAAGCACGUGGACAUAAGUAUUGGGACACACACAGGAAGUGCAACAUUAAAACUUCCGAUGAAAUGUCUGAUAUUGGCCUCAAAUAUGAGUCGUCCGGAAAUGUUGUGAAAGAAAAUCACACACUCGUGAAGUAAAUUUGUUGAUCCCCAGAUGUUUUUGCAACAGUAAAUUUCUGGAGAAAAUUUGCCCUUGUAAGUCAUAUUAAAAAAAAAAAACACAGAACUAAAUUUAGUUCAUGAGUGUGGGAUAUUUUUCUUUCCAUAAAAGAACAUUUUGAAAUGAAAUAUGAUUUAUGAUUGUAGUUCACCUACUACAACAUCUUUCUACAAAUUUGCCAUUUCAUGUGUUUUGGAACAUUUUGAUCUCUAUACGUGCCCACUUGAACAGUUGUUUUUAAGCUUUCAAAACUCAAAAGUUUGAAAAAUGAAAUCGCGUCUACUUCAGUUUUACUCAUUAAUAUUAAAUUAUUUAGUGUUAUAUCGAUACCAUUUUUUUGGCUACCGAUACAAUUCUGCUACCCGACUGUGUGGUAUCAACCGAAGUCGAUACUGUACAAAUACCACAGAUUUUGAAAACGUACCAUUUUUUUCCUUUCAUUACUAAAUUACUGCAUACUCACUUAAAUGUAAAAUAAUUGUGAUCAUGGCUUGGUCAGACAGUGCUUAACAACCUCUGUGUGCCUACCUGAUACAGGUGACAAUAAAUAAAUGAACUUAUUUAAAACAUGAAACUUAAAAUGCUCUCAAGGGCCAAAAUAUUGUUUUAUUAACAUUAGUUCAAUUUGGUUUUAAGUCUGAUACCCAUAUUAAAUCCACAGUCAGUGCCAUUAUACCACAUUAUGACAUUAUCUUAGCUCACUUUAAUGCGGUAUCGGGGCCCCUUCCGAUACAAGUAUCGGUGCAAUACCAGUUUAAUUAAUGAAUGGAUUUCAAAAUAUGUCCCAUUACUUUUGUCCAUACGACAACCGACUUUUAAAGUUAGAAUUUUCAAGGGAGUUGCUCGAAAAAUAUGCUGUGGAUGAAUUUUAGUCUUCAAAAAUGCUGAAAUCAAAAGCAGAAUUGAUUUUGAUUUUUUUCUUUGACAUCUCUCGUGUUGUGAUCAUAUUUAUUAUUUCCCUGGCUGACACUCAUUUUAAAAUCACCUUUAAUGCAAAAAAACUGACUCAACAGUGAUUUCGCUUUUAAAGGGACCCCCCCUCCCUCCCUUGUUGCUGCCUUUUAAUCACGAUUUCAUAAAAAGCCACUAUUGAGAUGCACCCGUGACAAAAUUGCACUCUCAUCAGCUCACUGCCGCACUUUAUAAAUUUCAUAAUCCUCUUUGAAUGUGGCACGUUAUUAUUUUUUUGACGAUGAUGAUGCAAUCAAAUGUGAUUUUUCUAAUGUUUUUUUGAUUUGUUUGCUAAUUAAGAUAAAUAAAAACUCAUGAUGUCCAACUCACAAAAACGGGAUUUGAACAAGGAUGACUGAAUAAAAUAAGUCACAAGGUUCCAUUGGCGACGGUUUAUUUACAUGAAAUGUAAACAUUCAACUCUGCACUUGAACGUUACGUGUGGUUAACUCACUGGUUGCCAUUGACGGCGAUAGAUGUCUAAUCCGUUUUGAAAGGCUGGCCAGCCCCUCUCAGUCCGAACGGAUUGGACGUCUAAUCGCCGUUAAUGGCAGCCAGUGAGUUAAAAAGGCAAACGAACCUCGCUGGUAUAAAAAGCACUCAUGUAAACUCUUGUUCUACUCUAUGGACUGUUUUCUGUCAUUACCAUAAAGUCACACGUAGCUUACUAAUUGUUUGGAUCCACCUUAAGAAAAAAGCCCUGCGAGAUUUUGGCACACAUGUGAAGCGCUUGUAGCUGCAAAUAUGCUCAGAAAUAAGACAAAAUAUAGGAUAAAUCACCUAAAAGAUGCUGGUCGUUUUACCCUGCUUGGACCGCUAACAGUACAGCAAGACUUCCAGCUGUCCUGCUUUCACAUUGACCUCCGUCAAGUUGCCCCCCAUCAGAUACAAAUUUAUAUAAAAAUGAUGUCAAUCAUUGGUGCUUGUUUGUGCUGUAAAAAGUUUUGUUUGUGCUGCUAUCAUUUCAAUAUUUGCAAUUCUUUUAAUAGGUCAAAAUGAGUUCAAGCAGCCUCCCAUUUUCAUUAAAAAUGGUGUCAAACUUUAUUCUUCAUUUGUGUUGUAAAACAUUUCGUUUGUGUUGCUAUAUUUUUAUUGGUCGGUUUGAGGUCAAGCAGCCUCCCAUUUUGUUUAAAAACUGCUAAAAAUGGUGUAAAUCAUUUGUGCAAUCGCAGCUCCUCCGUCAUGGAUGACUGAGAGUACCAACUCCCUCAAUAACAGAGGGGGGCGUCCCAAAAACUAGCCCAAACGUAGCAUAAAUGAAUGGCAUCCCUUCUGGUCUAUUUUGCAGUAAAUGGGAGGGCUCCGAGUGACAUCACUCGAAAUUAAUGUCUCAAUAUCUAUAAAAUGAUAGCAGCACAAACGAAUUGUUUUACAGCAUAAACAAAUGGCACCAUUUCGGGUCCAUUUUCCAAUAAAUGGGGGGGCUGCGUGACGCCAUCACUCGAAAUUAAUAUGUCAAAAACGAUAACAGCACAGACUAAAAUUUCUGUAGCACAAAUGACUGACACCAUUUUUAAUCAAAAUGGGGGCUGGUUGACCUCUGAUUGAGUUAUAAAAUUGUUAAUAUCUCAAAACCGGUAACGUCACAAACGAAUGACCUAAUAUUUUUAUAAAUUUACGUCUGAUAGGGGGCCAACUUCACGGAGGUUUCACAUUGUAUCAUUAAAAUGUAGUUUGUUUUUUUGCUUGAAAAAUAUCACACUAUAUCAAGAAAUACGAAACAGUCUUCAAUUAUUCCCACUGGAUGCCAAGGAGCUCGCAGCUGGCGUCCCAGAGACGCCGAGCGGUCUCUUCACUUCUCCCCUGGGGGGCCACAAAGGCAGGGGCACAGUCACUGCAACGCAACAAAGAUGAAGUUUGCACUCAAUAUUUGACCCAUUAUUUCUGUUUCCUGUAUUGUUGGGCUUGCAAUGGCAGCCACUGAGUGCCUUACAAAAUCUGACGUUAAAGAGUAAAAAUGACUGUAUUUUGGGAAUCGGCACGCCAAUUUUAUUUUUGAUCAGCAUAAAUAUGUAACUAAGGUUUAGGUUGUUUUUUUUUUUCAUUUGAAGUUGUUGCCUGCCCACAGAGUUUGAUGAGCCAAUGACAUAAAAUUAUUUCAUGCGGCCACACGGGGAACACGAGUGCAAAAAUGAAAUAAAUAGUGAAAUUUUAAAAAUGUUAAAAUAAAUAAAUAUACAAUAUAUUAAUUAAUAAAAAUGGAAAUAAAUCUUGAAAUAAAAUGAAAAAUUAGUAAAAAUUGAAAUAAAUAAAAAUUGAAAUAGAAGCAUUCUAAUGACGCUUUUAAUUAUUUAUAUUAAUUUAAAAAAUAUUUUUUUUAAUUAAAGAAAAUGAAAAAAAUUAUUUAAAAAAAAUAAAAAAUUUACACUCCUGGUCCACCAUAGGAAUGGCCCUUGACCAAUCUUGGGGAAAAUAAAAUUAUUUCAUGUGGCCACACGGGGAACAAGAGUGCAAAAAUGAAAUAAAUUGUGAAGUUUUAAAAAUGUUGAAAUAAAUAACUAAAAAUUUAAAUAAAUAAAUUUAUUAAUAAAUUAAAAUGGAAAUGUUGAAAUAAAAUAAAAUGAAAAAAAUAAAAAUGGAAAUAAAUAAAAAUUGAAAUAGACGCAUUCUAAUGACACUUUUAAUUAUUUAAUUUUUAAAAAU